Messenger RNA from Setaria italica (foxtail millet), 597 nucleotides. RefSeq lists its product as uncharacterized. The record is from RefSeq and is a predicted model, not a curated record. The transcript has a single exon. NCBI's taxonomy places the organism in Eukaryota, Viridiplantae, Streptophyta, Magnoliopsida, Poales, Poaceae. The coding region runs from base 1 to 576 and encodes 191 amino acids.
AUGUGCUUAUUUCUGGACAUUCUGGGUUGUGGCAAGUUCAAAAAGAAGGGCCUUGAGAAUGAAGAUGAAUUAGCCAAGUGUUUUGCUGACAUUACUACUAUUGGUAUUGAUCAUUGGUCUCCUCAUGUUGUGAAUGUUGAAGCAACCGAAAAUGUUGAUGUGACACAAGAUGAGGCAACCAAUUUUGAGCCAGAAGGUGAUGAUUUCAUUCCUGAAACACAAGAUGAGGAUAUUGGUAUUUCUCCUUCACCUGCCAGUGGCAAGAGACUGGCAAGGCCUGUUGACAGGAGUGGUAAAAAAGCGAAGUCUGGAAAUGCAUUCCUAAUUCAAGAAGCAGUAACAAGUAUGGCAAGUUCAGCUAAUGAAUAUGUUUCGAAGAGACAUGGAAAAUAUUCUAUUGAGGAAGUGAUGGAGGUUGUGAUUGCUUGUGGGGCCGGCUAUGAUAGCAAUGAACAUUACAUGGCGUCUGAACUGUUUGUGAAGAAGGAGCAAAGGGAGAUGUUCAUGACCUUGCCUACUAAUGAGAUUAGGUUCAAUUGGCUUAGGAGGAAGUACAAUGAUAAAUAUGAAAAAUAGAAAUUGGCUUAGUGAGAGUGA